This is a messenger RNA of Dama dama (fallow deer), 950 nucleotides long. Its product is annotated as glycine cleavage system H protein, mitochondrial-like. The record is from RefSeq and is a predicted model, not a curated record. NCBI's taxonomy places the organism in Eukaryota, Metazoa, Chordata, Mammalia, Artiodactyla, Cervidae. The transcript has a single exon. Gene Ontology annotation, biological process: protein lipoylation; glycine decarboxylation via glycine cleavage system. Gene Ontology annotation, cellular component: cytoplasm; mitochondrion; glycine cleavage complex. The coding region runs from base 1 to 444 and encodes 147 amino acids.
AUGGCGCUGCAAGCGGUGCGGAGCGUGCGGGCCGCGGUCGGCAGCCUGCGCGCCAUCUCGGCACCCCGCGCGCCCUGCUCGCCGCGGCCAUGGGGAUGGGUAACAACAGAAAACGGUGUUGGAACGGUGGGAAUCAGCAAUUUUGCACAGGAAGCUUUGGGAGAUGUGGUUUACUGUAGUCUGCCUGAAGUUGGGACAAAGUUGAACAAACAAGAGGAGUUUGGUGCUUUGGAAAGUGUGAAAGCUGCUGGUGAACUCUAUUCCCCUCUAUCAGGAGAAGUAACUGAAAUUAAUACAGCUCUAGCAGAAAAUCCAGGACUUGUCAACAAGUCUUGUUAUGAAGAUGGUUGGCUGAUCAAGAUGAUAUUCAGUAACCCUUCAGAACUAGAUGAACUAAUGAGUGAAGAAGCAUACGAGAAAUACAGAAAAUCUAUUGAGGAAUGAAAAUGGAACCCCUAAAUAAACUACUUUGAAACAACUUAAUCUAGCAUAGUUGUCUUAAAUUAGUGGUGGAUAGAUAUUUAAAAAGCAACUUUUAGCAAAAGAAACUACUUGUAACAAUGUUUCCUGAAGAAAAUACCCCUUAACUUUCUAAUGCCUUCAGAUAAACACUGUGUAUCUUUUCCACAGCAUCCUGUGAUUUUUAGGCUAGGCUCCAGUUAUAAUAUUCAGAAUUCCUGAAAUUAUCUCUGAUAAAACUAAUUAUAAAAAUUAUGUAAUUCAAGGAUAACAUGGUUAUCUUAUACCUUAUAUGACAUUGUAACUUGCUUACAGCUAUCCUUGGAUUUGGGUCAAAAUGAUCUUCCCACUAGAAAUAACUGCCAGUGGAGAAAAGUUUGUUAGUUGUAUAGUGUCCAGUGAAGAAUAUUACUGUCUUAAUUUUGCAAUAUACUGUGUUUGCUGGUGCUAUUUUUAUACAGUGAAGCAACAGCCUUGCAGGAGAAUAAACA